CAGCUGCACUCACGCGCAGAAAAAAAGAUAACGCGAUCUAUCGAUCUUUUUUCUAAUAAAAAGACACCGCCGUCUUAAAGACAUCUUGGCUUAUAGUCGGUUUAAACCGACCCGUACUAACGAACGCGUCGCCUUCACCGAUUUUAUUCAAAUCACGAUAUUUAUGACUCCGUAAUUAAUUCAACAUGUCGUUAUAAUUAUGUUAAUACAAAUGGGUGAUGAUCAAUUUAAAUUAUACGUUCGAGACUUAAUUUUAUGUAAACAGACAUUUAUCAUGUGUGACGUUUACGGUGCUAUGUUUUUAAUCGUAUAAGCGUAUUCGGAAGUGGUUUUCUGACAAUUGUGUGUAUGCGGUAGUACGUGGUUGCGGCCGACGUUGAUCUUAAGAUCAUUGGCUAUCAUACCAUUAUGGAACGCCACCAGAAUGGUAUGGAUGUGUGGGUAGGACAAGGUCGAGUUAACCAACUGGGUGGUUUAUUCAUCAAUGGGCGACCUCUGCCCAAUCACAUCAGGCUGAAGAUUGUGGAGAUGGCUGCUGCGGGAGUGAGGCCUUGCGUAAUCUCACGCCAGCUGCGCGUCUCGCACGGAUGCGUCUCAAAAAUCCUCAACAGGUAUCAGGAGACAGGAUCUAUCAGACCAGGCGUCAUAGGCGGUUCUAAGCCAAGAGUAGCAACACCUGAAGUAGAAUCAAGAAUAGAAGACCUAAAGCGGCAAAACCCUGGAAUAUUCUCGUGGGAAAUACGAGAAAAACUCAUUAAGGAAGGAGUUUCAGACCCACCAAGCAUAUCCUCUAUUUCAAGGUUACUGCGAGGAGGAGCAAGAGAAUCAGAUGGAAAAAAGGACUACAGUAUCGAUGGCAUACUCGGAGGUCGCUGCUCCGACUCAUCGGACAUCGAAUCAGAACCAGGUCUAACCCUCAAACGGAAGCAGCGUCGGUCUCGUACCACUUUUACCGGCGAGCAGUUAGAUGCGCUGGAAAGAGCCUUCCAUAGAACCCAGUACCCUGACGUGUACACUAGAGAAGAACUGGCUUUGCAAACCGGCCUCACCGAAGCACGGAUACAAGUCUGGUUCUCAAACAGGCGAGCCCGGCUUAGAAAAAAUACGGGUUCCAAUUCAGCUCCGUCGCUCGCCAGCUACUCAACAUUACCAAUGCCGCAAAUACCCUGCCCAUAUCCCGCUGGAGAAAUACCUCUAUCUCAACAUCAUCCCCAACACCCCGAUGCGUGGCACCAUCAAAAAUAUGCAAACUAUAAUCAACUAAUGGCGCAGUCUCAGCAUCUUAAUCAAGCUUUUCAAAGUGCAGCGUUUCCAAGCACAUCAAGUUCUACUUUCAGUCAUUUAGUUUCAGGCGCUGGCGUAGCAUCUCAUAGUCAGCUCUUGGAUACCAAUGUUCCAAGAAAUGAUUACGCUCGAUACGCCACCAAUGAUGUUUAUAAUAAACCUAUCAACUAUAUGCCCAAAGAUGCUGAAGCUGACGAUAAAGUAGUUAAUGAUGAAGCUAUAGAGCAGAGGGAUGCUUACGUGAAAACUACUGGACCUGAAUACAAAGAGUUACCGAAUAGUGAUUAUUCAAAAGUUCCCACAGACUUUUCUAAACUGCCAGUAGACCCAACUCCACCUAAUUGGAGUCCAUCCCACAACUCUUUGAACAUGAGUCUAGCAGGAUUAUCUAGUGAUUAUAAAUAUAUGAGUGAUCCAUAUACAUUUCCUAAUAUAGCCUCUGAUCCUCUAAGUCAACAUAACUACACGAAUCCUGGUAACGCAGCCAACAAAUACUGGAUUUGACAAUUUAUAAAAGUUAAAUUAUAUAGCUCUUAUUUAUAAAACUAGUUGUGCUCUGUGGUUUAAACCGAUUGGAACCGGAACCGAAUUGGAAUGAAAAAGUAACUCUAUUAAAAUGAAAUAGGAAACAUAAUUUCAGCCUUUCCAUAAAACAGGUUAUCCAACCCAAUUUAGUUGUCGUUAGUUCCUCAGAUUCCAAACUCUUCAGCUUUAUAACCA
Molecule: messenger RNA, 2004 nt
Organism: Pararge aegeria (speckled wood butterfly)
Lineage: Eukaryota; Metazoa; Arthropoda; Insecta; Lepidoptera; Nymphalidae
Product: protein gooseberry-like
Exons: 6
Coding region: 409-1788 (459 amino acids)
Biological process (GO): anatomical structure development; regulation of transcription by RNA polymerase II
Molecular function (GO): RNA polymerase II cis-regulatory region sequence-specific DNA binding; DNA-binding transcription factor activity, RNA polymerase II-specific
Source: RefSeq, a predicted model, not a curated record